This is a messenger RNA of Exophiala dermatitidis NIH/UT8656, 1380 nucleotides long. RefSeq lists its product as uncharacterized. NCBI's taxonomy places the organism in Eukaryota, Fungi, Ascomycota, Eurotiomycetes, Chaetothyriales, Herpotrichiellaceae. Gene Ontology annotation, biological process: amino acid transmembrane transport. Gene Ontology annotation, cellular component: vacuolar membrane. The transcript has 5 exons. The record is from RefSeq and is a predicted model, not a curated record. Gene Ontology annotation, molecular function: amino acid transmembrane transporter activity. The coding region runs from base 1 to 1380 and encodes 459 amino acids.
AUGUCCGAAGAGCACAAGAUGAAAACUGAAGAAGAUGGCACCGAACUGGGCCGAGCUCCCACCGUGCAGGAAGGUGACACAAUUCCACGCCGCAUCUCUGUCCAAGAUGCCGUCGGUUGGCUAGGGACAGUGGCCCUCAUGAUGAAGACCCAGAUCGGCCUGGGUGUCUUGUCCAUUCCUGCCGUCUUCGACGUCCUGGGCCUGAUACCGGGAGUCAUCUGCCUGCUUGUCAUCGCGGCCAUCACGACCUGGUCGGACUAUAUGGUCGGUAUGUUCAAGCUCAGGCAUCGAGACGUCUACAGCAUCGACGACGCCGGCGCUUUGAUGUUCGGAAAGACUGGGAGAUAUAUCCUCGGAAGUGCUUUUAUUCUUUAUUGGGCCUUCGUCGCCGGUUCGGGCAUGCUGGGGAUCUCGAUCGGCCUCAACGCGGUAUCGACCCACGGUGCAUGUACCGCCAUCUUCGUCGCUGUUGCGGCCCUGGCCGGCUUCUUGCUCGGCAGCAUCCAGACGCUGGGCCGCAUUAGCUGGCUCGCAUGGCUGGGACUAACGUGCAUUCUCACCGCAAUCUUCACAGUCACCAUUGCUGUUGGUGUACAGGAUCGCCCAACCGCCGCACCCCAAGAAGGACCCUGGUCCUCGGACUAUAAGCUCUUCAACAACCCGUCCUUCGCUGACGCCAGCGCUGCGCUAUCCUCGCUCGUUUUCGCAUAUGCGGGGACCCCGGGCUUCUUUGCUAUCGUCUCGGAAAUGAGGGAUCCUCGCCACUAUACACGCUCUCUGCUUAUUUGCCAGUCCGGCGUUACAGCAGUCUACAUGUCCAUCGGAGUCGUGGUCUACUAUUUUUGCGGGUCGUACGUCGCUUCGCCUGCGCUCGGUUCUGCGGGUCACCUCAUGAAGAAGAUCAGCUACGGUUUCGCUCUACCCGGCCUAUUGGUGACGACCACUCUCGUCAUCCAUGUUCCGAGCAAGUACCUCUUCGUGCGCAUCCUGCGCGGGUCCGUCCACCUUUCGACUCCCACCUUGGUCCACUGGGCGACUUGGUUCAGUUGUACCUUAGGCAUCACCAUAACGGCCUUUAUCAUAGCCAGUACGAUCCCCGUCUUUGGCGGCCUCGUCUCGCUGAUUGGUGCUCUCCUCGGAACGCUGCUCUCCUUCCAGCCCAUGGGGUGCAUGUGGCUCUACGAUAAUUGGAAAAAAGACAAGGCUGAGCGCUCGACUAAAUGGCUGCUGAUGGUGGGGUUCAGCGUUUUCGUCGUGGUCAUCGGCACCUUCUUGAUGGUUGUUGGCACAUACGGGUCCAUCGUGGGCAUCAUUGACUCUUACAAGGAGUCAGGCGGUUCUGCUGCAUUCUCCUGUGCCGACAACUCCAACUCUGUCUGA